This is a messenger RNA of Balaenoptera acutorostrata (minke whale), 4207 nucleotides long. RefSeq names its product KIAA0753 ortholog. The transcript is spliced from 16 exons. The coding region runs from base 49 to 2781 and encodes 910 amino acids. Gene Ontology annotation, biological process: protein localization to centrosome; centriole replication. The record is from RefSeq and is a predicted model, not a curated record. NCBI's taxonomy places the organism in Eukaryota, Metazoa, Chordata, Mammalia, Artiodactyla, Balaenopteridae. Gene Ontology annotation, cellular component: centriolar satellite.
GUUGGCUGAUGACUGAGCUUUCACUCUUGUGCUGCACUUUCUGACGUGAUGGGAUCGGGCAGACCAGCCUCAGCCUGUGUUCAUCUAGCAUCUAGUGUCCAACUGGAUGGGAGGAGUGACCCCAGGAAACUUCAGACCCAGAACCAGCUGCGGUUUAAUAGGAAUGUUCCUACACAUUCAAGCAACUUGGCAAUCCGAUAUUCUUGCCCACAUGGAAUUAGAAUUGAAAAACUGAAGCACUCAUACAAUGAGUCAUACCAUUGUAGAGAUUCGGGUUUUAGAGACGGUCCUGACCUAAGCAGUUCUGUUUCAUUUUCUGUCAUAUCAGAAGAGAGACUUAGCUAUGCCGUCCAUCUAGCCAAAAGAGAUAUAAAACGAAGACAACUUGAAGAACAUAUAAAAGAACACCAUCUCAGAAGUCAGCCCCAAAUCUUUCAGAAAUGUGGACACUCUAACCAUAAAAUAUCUGACCAUAGAGUGGAAAGGAAGGAAUCAAAGAGUCGGGAAGUCUGUCACGGCAGCCGCCAGCCAUCCAAAGUAGAAAUUUCUAGCUCAGGUGCCAAGGUAUACCUGUACACAUCUCACCCAGGACAGUCAGACCUCACCAUGCCAAAUUCGCCACCCACUCGUGAUCCAGGACUUCAGCCACAUGCUAGGAUAGGUGACCACAAAAGCCUAUGCGGACACAAAAGCCUGCUGGAAGUUCAGCGACUCCAGAAAGAAUUGAGCAGUUGUAUCCAUAAAAUUGAAGAAUUAACUAAAAAAGAUCGCAUGGAAGAAGCUUUGGAUCCAGAUGAAGAGCGGAGAAUCCGUGUCAGGAGGCAGGAGCAGGCCGUCCGUUCUGCCCGAAUGCUCUACGUCCUCCGGCAGCAGGUUAAAGAAAUCCAGGAAGAAUUGGAUAAAUUGAGUCCACAUAAAAUUAAACACACUAAGAAGUCAUGGGCAGUGUCCAGGCUGGCAGCUGCCCAUCGAGGAGCCAUUCGGGCCUUACAGAUGUUUGUUACUCAGUUUACUGACCGGGUGGAGCACCCAGUUCCUACUUGGUGCAAGGAACUGGGCAGUCUCAUCCGCCAGCUUUCACUCUGUUCUGCCAAGCUGGAGGCCAAUUCUUCUGUCCCUGAUGUGGUGAUAGAUAUCCUGCAACAAACUGAGGCUUUGGAAUCCCUCCUGGAAAAGACACUGUCACCAAAAAAGGCAAAGAAAUGUUUCAGUGAAAUUCGGAGCAGAUUUCCUAUUGGUAGCCAAAGGGCCUUAGAGAGAUGGCGAAGUACAUCACCAAAGAGUGAGAGGAGGCCCUUCGUAGCAAAGGAGAUAUUUCCACAGGAAACAAGAGGACCUUCAGUGGCAAAGAAGCUUCUUGCUGAUAAGUAUCAACCUGAUACAGAGCUUCCAGUGACCCAGGGGUUGGAAAACGAGCUUGAUGUAUUAGAUGCGGAUAUCCUUCCGGAAGAAGCUCCAUCUAUUGUAGACCAAAAUGCGAACUUCAAAGAAGAGGCAUUAGCCCUGGCAAAAACAAGAGCAGGGAAAAAGAAGCUUGUGACUGAGAAUGUGCCACCCUUUAGGAAGAAAGAUACUCUGGCACCAGCAAGACUACAGCAAGGACUCCACAAAGCUGGAAAAAGUAGACCACCCCAAUGUUACAGCAAAGGCAGAUUGCAACGGACAACAGUCUCCUCCAGGUUAAAAAUGAACCAGCAGCCUGUGAAGAACCAUAGGGCUCCUUGGAUACCUCCAAACCCCACAUCCCCGCUGGCAUCUCCUAAAUGUGCUGCCUGGCUAAAGGUGAAAUCUAGCCCCAAAGAUGCCGCAAAAGAACAGUCUCUCCAGCAAGAAGAUACUCAAGAGGAAAGUCAGUUGAGAGGUGCUGUUGAGCACGAAGCAGUGAGUGUUUCUGCCACCCACUUAGCGGAUAAGGUAGAGAAGGCAGUUCUGGAGCGUUUGAAGCCUCUCCUGGUCAAGGCCCAGAGAGUCAAUUCUUCUCUGGAAGCAGAUGCUCAUUUGAAGGAUCGGCUCUCAGUGAUCGCAGCAACAGCCCGGCCUGCAGAGAAGGCUACAGCUAUUGAUUGUGAAUCCAGUAGCAUUCAUCAGCUGGAUGAUUUUUUGGAAGAUGCCGCUCACGAGCUCUGGGCUGUGACUCACUCUAAGAUCUCGGAGCCUGAGGCCUUAGCCACCUGGGGGGACAGCGAGGACAGCCCACGCCUGGAGGCCAUGAUGCUCCGCAUGGAGGAAAUGGAAAAAUACCAGGAGACGGUUCGCCAAAGAUAUAAUAAAAUUGUAUAUACUGAUCCUCAUCUUUGGAUGCAGGAAGAAAAAAAUGACCAGAAAAUCCCAGCAGUAAGUGAAAGGUGUCUUUCUCCUCAUCCAAUCAGGAUCACAAAGACAGCAGCUCGCAAAGACCCAGAUGUGAACAUCGUGUUAGAAAGGCCCUGCAAUGGCACUUCCCUAGAUGAAAGUGUGGGAACAGAGGAGAGACCGGAGAAAAGAGAGACUCCCCUCCUCUCCCUUUCAGAAGGUGCUCAGCAGAGGAAAGGCCGAGCUGCCAUCUUCGUCCCGCGGGGCAUGCGGCACAGCAUCGGUGACUACUGCCGCCGCUUCGAGCAGUACCUCCGAGUUAUUGCGCACGAGGCUGUGGGCGCCUUCAACCCGUGGCUGAUAGCUGAAAGCUUUGCAGAAGAGCUUGUAGAUGAAGCUCUGGGGGCCGUGGCUGCUGAGCUUCAGGAUGUGUGUGAAGAUUAUGCAGAAGCCGUGUUCACCUCAGAAUUCUUGGAGGCGGCUACAUAAAGGCUCUCCAAGGUGGGGCCCCCAGUGUCACUGGUGAGGGGACGGCACCGCCCUUUCUACUAGCCACGGGAAUCUUUGCCCGCAGCUGUCCAUCCAGGCCCAGAAGGUGCUGCCCACUGACAGGAAGGAAGUGCCAGUGAGGCCAUCCCCACUUUGCAUCUUCUCAUCGUCAGAGCGAUGGUUCUGGUAGUUUAUGAUGGAAUGUGUUAUAUUUAUCAGUGCCCAGGAAACGUGAAUCAAUUAUGACUGUAAUAUUUUCUGAAUGUAUAAUUUUCCCAUUGAAAUACCAUGUUCAUUACACUGGCUCAGUUUGGUGAUCAGAACGUUUUGAAAGAUAACAGAUAAGUCUGUUUCACACAGGGAUUCAAGUUGCUGUUGAUCUGUGGGUGGCCUUGAUGCCAGCACAAGUGCAAUUACUGUCUGGUCCCAUCACCUGGCUCGUGUUUGCUUCUUUGACAGUUUCCUACCAGGACACCUGUCCUGCCGGGUUACAGACUUGUGUCGAGCACAGGACUUAGUUAUGCUGCCAAAACUCUGCUCCAUCAUUAAGAUAGGAACCCAGCAGUUAUCUGUGUACAACAAUAAACACACAUUUCUCUAAUUCUCAGUUACUAGGUGCUUCUUCACAUUUUGAGUUCCUCAAGUCUUCUGUCGCUGUGGGUUGACACAUUCUGAUAUACAGAACUCUGAAUUCAGAGGAAAUUUGAGGACAUCAGGAGAGGCCGGCCUUCUUCUGGGGCCUGGUCAGAGGUACAGAGCUCACCCCCCUCUCUGCCGAGGUCACAAGUUGCUGUGUUUCCACACCAAAAAGGAGCCUGUGUGGGAGGAGAAAACAGAUCUGGAUAGUGUGAAGACCACAGGGUCUCCCCCAAGAAAGGAAGAAACUUUAAGAACCACUAUAGCUUGGUCCUCGAACGUCUUAUAAGUCAUAUUUUACCAAGAGAAAAGCCUCUGUGUUUUCAGAAACUCUGGAUUCAGAAAAAGAAAAGGAAUGUGUAUAAAAUAAGGCCACUGCCUUGAAAAAGUUUCCCUCACUUUUUUGCCUGGGGCUUGGUGAAAGAAAUGUGGAGAACGAGUGAUGUGAGACAUACCCCACAGAAUAAUGUGAAUCCUUUUAUAGCACAUAUAGUGUUGUCAUCUGGGAUUUUUCUCUGAAGUACAAGUAUUUCAGGUGAUAAUUUAAGCUGCUUGAUCACACUUAUUUGUGCAAAAUUGAUUUUUGUUUAAUGUUAAUGUUUUCCUGCUUAAUUUUAUAUAAACUCAGAAUUUAAAAGGCUUCAAGGGAAAUUAAAGGUCCUCUAUUUGAGGAAUUAUGUACGUACACUUGAUAGGAGUGUCUGUUACUGGUAAUUUGUGUGGCAGUUUUGACUGUGCUCAUUUUUUAAAUAAACUCAAUAUUUUAAAGUAUGUGCAUGUCGGUUUGAAA